Tachysurus vachellii is the source of this 1113-nucleotide messenger RNA. It is a transcript of the gene jagn1a, whose product is annotated as jagunal homolog 1a. Gene Ontology annotation, biological process: vesicle-mediated transport; endoplasmic reticulum organization; granulocyte colony-stimulating factor signaling pathway. The coding region runs from base 124 to 675 and encodes 183 amino acids. NCBI's taxonomy places the organism in Eukaryota, Metazoa, Chordata, Actinopteri, Siluriformes, Bagridae. The record is from RefSeq and is a predicted model, not a curated record. Gene Ontology annotation, cellular component: endoplasmic reticulum membrane. The transcript has 3 exons.
GUAUUCUUGUGACAGUCUGGAAAGCUAUUGUGUAGCAGCGUGUCGGAUUUCAUCGGAUUUUAUUCUUUAUAAAAAAUACUCUUUCGCUUCCGCGCGAAGAGGAUUUAUUCAUCCGAUAGAAUCAUGACAUCACGUGCAGGCCCAAGAGCUGCUGGGACUGAUGGAAGUGACUUCAAGCAUAGAGAGAAAGUGGCUCCUCAUUAUCAGAUGAGUGCUUCAUUAAAGUCUGAGAUCAAGAAGCUGACUAUUGUGCACCUUGUGCUAUGGUUGCUUAUAGCCUCCCAGGUGACAAUCUCCCACUUUAAGUUGUUCUCCCAUGAUGUGGUGGCCAUGCCCUAUCAGUGGGAGUACCCGUACCUCCUCAGCCUGCUGCCCUCGCUGCUGUCAGGCAUGGCCAUGCCCAAGAACAACAUUAGCUAUCUGGUGAUCUCCAUGAUCAGCGCUGGCCUAUUUUCUGUAGCUCCACUAAUUUUUGGUGCCAUGGAGAUGUUCCCGGUGGCACAGCAGCUGUACCGACACGGCAAGGCAUACCGAUUUAUCUUUGGCUUCUCUGCGGUGUCAGUGAUGUACCUGCUGAUGGUGAUUGCCAUUCAGGUGCACGCAGGGCAAAUUUACUACAGCAAGAAAUUGCUGGAUGCCUGGUUUGACUCCACACAGGAAAAAAAGAAAAAAUAAAGAGACAGUUGAUGAAGAACUGGUUACAAGUCAUGCAAUUGUAUAUUACUCACAGAUUUGACAUGCAUGGAAUUAUCAACAAGGAAUAAAUGCAUAUCUAAGAUUAAAUGGACAUGCAUACCACUGGGUUUAUUUACAGUUUAUACUUUAUGCGGUGACCACUAUCACAAUAUAUUUAGACAGAUUUACAUCCGAAAGGAUAAUACAAAUGAUGCUUCAGCUGACAGUCAGGUUAUUUGUGUAAUUUAUUUAAUGUAUAGGCACACAGUACAGUUUAAUACACCAUUUAACUGCUACUUAAUUCACUGGUCUUUUAAUGCUCUCACGUUAAAAAAAAUGUUUCAAGUAGUCACUGUAUUGUAUUUCAAAUUACUUAUAAUUCCAUAUUCAUAUGUUAUCAUUAACCAUUUAAACAUAAUUAAAGUUCAUUGCUUUUAA